This is a messenger RNA of Oncorhynchus keta (chum salmon), 4324 nucleotides long. Its product is annotated as serine/threonine-protein kinase Sgk1-like. Lineage: Eukaryota; Metazoa; Chordata; Actinopteri; Salmoniformes; Salmonidae. The record is from RefSeq and is a predicted model, not a curated record. Gene Ontology annotation, molecular function: ATP binding; protein serine/threonine kinase activity. The coding region runs from base 170 to 1447 and encodes 425 amino acids. Gene Ontology annotation, biological process: protein phosphorylation. The transcript has 9 exons.
CUGCUCAGCGCACUGGGUGGGUGUUUAAGACGGAUCGUUUCCGCGGGCACGACUCUCUCUGGACGCAUGAAGUGGAGCAAUUGGUUCUAGGGCAACCAGCGUGUCUUCUCCAUAACGGAGGUCUCUAUUUCAGCUGCUUUUCCCAAGUGGAUUUAUCUUCUUGUUCACUAUGGCUGUUACCGAGGCUCCAUGCGACUUGUCUUAUUGCAAGAUGAGGGGAAUCGUGUCAGUUCUCACUGCUUUUAUCAAGGAGAGGAAAAUGGGUCUGAAUGACUUAAUCUCGAAGCUGGUGUCAAACCCACAUAUCUGUCAUCACUCUGAAGUUGACUUCCUCAAGAUCGAUGAGAACCAGAAUGAAGAGCUGGACGAUGAUGAACUUCUGAAUCCGAUGUGCCUGGCGUUCCCCAGAAGCUCUCUAGCGGAGGAGUUGGCGAUCAAACCCAGUGAUUUUGACUACCUGAAAAUCAUUGGCAAAGGGAGCUUUGGGAAGGUGCUGCUGGCUCGUCACCGGGACAGCAACGAGUAUUACGCCGUCAAGGUUCUACAGAAGAAAAUCAUCUUGAAGAAGAAAGAGCAAAAGCAUAUCAUGGCGGAGCGAAGUGUCCUGAUGAAGAAUAUCAAACAUCCUUUCCUGGUGGGGCUGCACUUUUCCUUCCAGACUACUGACAAACUCUACUUUGUCCUCGACUACGUGAAUGGAGGAGAGUUGUUCUACCAUCUACAGAGAGAGAGGGUGUUCCUAGAACCCAGAGCCAGGUUCUACGCUGCAGAGAUCGCCAGUGCUCUGGGAUACCUCCACUCCCUGCAUAUUGUUUACAGAGAUCUGAAGCCUGAGAAUAUCCUACUAGCCUCAACGGGACACAUCGUCCUGACAGACUUUGGCCUCUGCAAAGAGGGCCUGGCACCCACUGGAACCACCACAACCUUCUGUGGAACGCCAGAGUACCUGGCCCCCGAGGUGCUGCAGAAGCAGGCGUACGACCGCACAGUGGACUGGUGGUGCCUGGGAUCGGUGCUGUACGAGAUGCUCUACGGACUGCCACCCUUCUACAGUCGUAACACAGCUGAGAUGUACAACAAUAUCCUGAACAAGCCUCUGAUACUGAAGCCCAACGUGUCCAACUCAGGCAGGGAACUGUUGGAGGGGCUCCUGCAAAAGGACCGCACCAAGAGGCUGGGAGUGAAAGAUGAUUUUAUGGAGCUGAAGUGCCACACCUUCUUCUCACCCAUCAACUGGGAUGACCUGAUGGCCAGGAAGAUCACACCACCCUACAUUCCCUCUGUGACCGGGCCCACGGACCUCAGGCACUUUGACCCAGAGUUCACCCACCUCCCUGUGACCUCGUCGCUGUGCAACACGGACGGCCUGCUGGUGACCAGCAGCAUCAAGGAGGCAGCUGGAGCCUUCCCAGGCUUCUCCUAUGGACCCGCUGAUGGCUUCAUGUGAGGGACUCCUGUAUCUUCAUCACCUCUAUUGAUGAUGAGAGGGGGAUGGGAACAAAUAGAGACACAGGCAGAGACAGGCACCAUGUACUGUAUGAGUGGUGUGGGAGGUGUUCAUGGUCUGUUAAUAAGACUCCUGAACAUGCCUGAGAGGAAAAGGGGGGGUUUAGAACUCCAGAUCUCCUGGGAUUGUUGCAUGAGAGGUGUGCAUCACAUGGGACUCCGAUCUUCAAUACCAAUGACCCUACUUACCUGAUGCAAAGUGUGCCAAGGUGGGACGUUGUUUCGUGCUACAGGGAGAAAGGACGUUUCUCUCUAAUCGCUGUGGACCACGACCACUGUCGGAAAGAAGAGUGAAGUGGCUGAAGUUUCACGGCAGCGAAAACCCGAGAGCAGUACUGCGCCCGACACGGCUAGGCUGCAUCAAACACAGAUUGGAGAGGGCCCUGCCUUCCUGAUCAUUCUGUAUAUAUACUGAAGACUUACAUGUCACAAGGCAUUUGUUGUCGUUUGUUGUGUGAAUGCUGGAUUGCACUUGAGGCAUUAAGGGUGAUUGCAUUGUUUAAGCAUCCACUCUGUCUCAUGUUAAGCUGCAUAUCUGUUCACCCUCAAAACCAUUCUAUUGAUCUGUUCACCCUCAAAACCAUUCUAUUGAUCUGUUCACCCUCAAAAUUAUACUAUUGAUCUGUUCCUGUUCACCCUCAAAAUCAUACUAUUGAUCUGUUCACCCUCAAAACCAUUCUAUUGAUCUGUUCACCCUCAAAACCAUUCUAUUGAUCUGUUCACCCUCAACCAUUCUAUUGAUCUGUUCACCCUCAAAAUCAUACUAUUGUUCUGUUCACCCUCAAAAUCAUACUAUUGAUCUGUUCCUGUUCACCCUCAAAACCAUUCUAUUGAUCUGUUCACCCUCAAAAUCAUACUAUUGAUCUGUUCCUGUUCACCCUCAAAACCAUUCUAUUGAUCUGUUCACCCUCAAAAUCAUACUAUUGAUCUGUUCACCCUCAAAACCAUUCUAUUGAUCUGUUCACCCUCAAAAUCAUACUAUUGAUCUGUUCACCCUCAAAAUUAUACUAUUGAUCUGUUCCUGUUCACCCUCAAAAUCAUACUAUUGAUCUGUUCACCCUCAAAACCAUUCUAUUGAUCUGUUCACCCUCAAAAUCAUACUAUUGUUCUGUUCACCCUCAAAAUCAUACUAUUGUUCUGUUCACCCUCAAAAUCAUACUAUUGUUCUGUUCCUGUUCACCCUCAAAAUCAUACUAUUGAUCUGUUCACCCUCAAAAUCAUACUAUUGUUCUGUUCACCCUCAAAAUCAUACUAUUGUUCUGUUCCUGUUCACCCUCAAAAUCAUACUAUUGAUCUGUUCACCCUCAAAAUCAUACUAUUGUUCUGUUCACCCUCAAAAUCAUACUAUUGUUCUGUUCCUGUUCACCCUCAAAAUCAUACUAUUGUUCUGUUCCUGUUCACCCUCAAAAUCAUACUAUUGAUCUGUUCACCCUCAAAAUUAUACUAUUGUUCUGUUCACCCUCAAAAUUAUACUAUUGAUCUGUUCCUGUUCACCCUCAAAAUCAUACUAUUGAUCUGUUCACCCUCAAAAUCAUACUAUUGAUCUGUUCACCCUCAAAAUCACAAUAGUAACAUCUUUUCACCAUCAAAAUAUAUUAGCUAAACAAGUAGGAAAACACCAGAAAUGAUCAACGUGAAAUAAGUUUGUUUUGGAUCAAGGUAUCAUUGUACCAUCUGACCUUAAUUCUGCUGGUCACCACUUUUUCUCCACAUGCAGACAAUGUUGGAAGCCAAAAAAUUACAUAGAAAGCAGACACAAAAUAUUGUAUUUUACAAGAAAUCUGCAAUAUUAUUUCAUGUUAUAUUAUCUGUAUCUGACCAAAAAGUCCAUUGGUUUUCCAUUUCCAGGUACUGUUCAUCUUACGACUAUAUUUCAGAGUAAUCACAAAGUAGUCUUUUAAAAACACUUUUUUUCCCCCACUCGACUCCUUAACAGAAAGCAAAUAUAAAUAUAUUACCAAGCUCUAAAUAUGUAAAACUUAUUUAUACAUUUAAAAAGAAAUGUACUCCCUAAGUGGGGAAAAAUGUAUUCUUUUCUAACCUUUGUUCGUCUCAUGCCUGCACUUUUACACAUUUACUCCCCUAAGACUGUGUUGACAAGCUGUUUGUAGACGUAAUAUAUUUGUGUCAUACAGAAGAUGGGGUAAACAAUAUUAGGUCUUCUGCUGUAAAGAGCACAUAUCAAUCAUUGUUAUUCUUGUGAGUGAAAGUGAUUGCUGUUUUGCUGGCGAAACACUAGAGAAUCCAUUAUAUUGUUAUGUGUAACCAUUUGCAUCGUGUACAGAACUCCAGCUAGACUGAUAGAAAGGAACUGUUGAAUGUCUGUCAUUUUGUAAAGUGUGCCUGUCUGUCUCAGUCGUGUUAGCAUAGGAAGUCCAGGUCUAGAUCAGUGUUUUCCAGACUCAGUCCUGAGCCCCCCCACCCCAGGUGCACGUUUUGGUUUUUGCUCUAGAACUUUAAAAUAACCAACUCAUCAAGCUUUUGAUGAUUAGAAUCCGCAGUGUAGUGCUGGGGCAAAAACCUGGUUGGGUGGGGGGGGAACCCUGGUCAAGACAACAACCUGAAAAGUUGUGCUGCUGCAAUGUUGAGAGCUUAGACUGAAAUGACUCUUCGUAGAUAGUGCUUACAGCCAUUCAUUUACUGAUGGCCAUGAAUAGUGUAAUAAAAAUCACAGGCUUUCUCUAUGUAUAUGUCAUGACACAUAGUGUACCGUAUGUUUAAAGACCAGAGGACAAAUUCCUAGAAUUUAUCAAUUAAAUAAUGAAUUGUAAUCUCUUUUCAAAAUGGUAAAUAAAAUGUAUUGACAAUUCAAAUGGAA